Oryzias latipes (Japanese medaka) is the source of this 1972-nucleotide messenger RNA. Its product is annotated as BUB3-interacting and GLEBS motif-containing protein ZNF207. NCBI's taxonomy places the organism in Eukaryota, Metazoa, Chordata, Actinopteri, Beloniformes, Adrianichthyidae. Gene Ontology annotation, biological process: attachment of spindle microtubules to kinetochore; mitotic spindle assembly checkpoint signaling; mitotic spindle assembly. Gene Ontology annotation, molecular function: microtubule binding. The record is from RefSeq and is a predicted model, not a curated record. Gene Ontology annotation, cellular component: spindle matrix; kinetochore; nucleus.
GAGUGAACUCUCGCGAGAGCCUCCGCCAUCUUUGCGUAAGCUUGUGUGUAUUCGUUUAUUGGGAAAACUAACUGCACUAAAAUCAUGGGAAGAAAGAAGAAGAAGCAAAUGAAACCUUGGUGUUGGUAUUGUAACAGGGAUUUUGAUGAUGAAAAAAUACUCAUUCAGCAUCAGAAGGCGAAACAUUUUAAAUGCCACAUCUGUCACAAGAAGCUGUACACCGGCCCGGGACUCGCUAUUCACUGUAUGCAGGUGCACAAAGAAACAAUUGAUGGAGUUCCCAAUGCAAUACCCGGAAGAACAGAUAUUGAACUGGAAAUUUAUGGGAUGGAAGGUAUUCCAGAGAAAGACAUGGAGGAGAGACGAAGGGUUUUGGAGCAAAAAAACCAAGACACUCAAAAGAGAAAGCUGAAUCAGGACGAUUCUGAUGAAGAGGAUGACGAUGAUGAGCCGCGUUCCUCUUUCCAGCAACCUGUUGCUCGUCUGCCUCAGGCCGGUUUCGUCCCUCCUUUGACUCAGCCUGGUUUCCUCCCUGUCCGUGGUGCUCCAGGGAUCCCGCCAGCUGGAUACUCAGGAAUUCCCCCGAUGAUCCCAGGUGUUCCCCCAAUGAUGCCGGGGAUGCCUCAUGGAGUGCCUGGAAUGCCUCCGGGAAUAAUGCCAGUAGGUGGGAUGAUGCCACCCAUGAUGCCAGGCAUGCCAGCAGUCAUUCAUCCCUCGGUUAGUCAUCGUCCUGGGAUCACACACAUGCCUCAAGUUCCCUCUGUGAAUGUCCUGACCAGACCUGCAGUUCCUGCUGUCGUCACUCCAUCAGCUCAACCGGAUAUAACAAAACCACUCUUCCCCAGUGCCGGGCAGAGUCAGCAGACAGUAUCAGGAUCCCCCCACACUCCGCCGUCCACCACAUCGCACACCCCAAAGCCCACAUUCCCCGCCUACACUCAGUCCUCUGCAGCUGUAGCCAGCCCCAAUGCUGACAGCAGUACAGUCUCUAAGCCUCCCUCUGCUGUGACCAGUAAGGCUGCCACCCUCACCACAACCAGUGCAACCAGUAAGUUGAUCCACCCAGAUGAGGAUCUGUCACUGGAGGAGUUGCGGGCUCAGCUGCCCAGAUAUCAGUGCAGCAUUCGCCAGAAAACCCCCACUGCCCCAUCAGUGGCUCCUGCUGCUGUCCUGCCUCCUCAGCAACUCUCUGUGGGGAAUCCCAUACCCGGUCAGUUUUCCGGCCCACUCCGGGGAUUGCCGGGUUACGUUCCAGGUCAGAUGCUUCCAUUCGUGCAGGCCCAUGCUGGGAUUCCCCCAGGAUACCAGGGAGUGUCGUCUCGGCCACCCAUGGGCGUGAGACCCCCCGUGAUGUCCCCUGGAGGUCGCUACUGAAGUCAGCCUUCCUCUCUUCUUCCAAUAGGUUUGGACUCAAGCAUUUUCUAUAAGCCUUCAGCUGCUAGCAGUAUUGCUAUUGUACUACUGCAGUAUACAGAUGACUCUACCGCUGAAAAAUGAGGAAGAGAAGCUGAAAAAAAACAAAAAAACAGCACAAGACCUACGAAGGCAUCACAGAACUCAUGGGAAAUAUUUACACUGUGUCUAACCACCGUAUGUACCACCAUUAUUCUGACCCAGUCCAUCUCUGUUUGUGGCUUUUUCCUCUUCUCAUGUUUCAUUCAGGUGUAUUGAAGUGUUGUAGAUAUGGUUCGUAGUGUUGUGAAGGCGCUGGAGUAACAUGGGCAGUACCCCUCCCCCCAAUACAUCAAGGCAAGUUUGAUGUGAAUGCAUAUCUGAUUUGAGCGAGGCCUUCACAGCACAUAGUGCUGUUGGACUCAGGUCCCCAACUUUUGUUUGGUGAGGGCUUCCAGUAAAUAUCACUGCUUGAUGCUGAUUAACCUGAAACGCUCCCUUAACCAUAAAUAGAUCGGUAUUUAAUGAAACAGCAUGUGUAUUGUUGUGAAACUGUAUUCUAAUAAACUCUGGGAAAAAA